AUGUCUGUUUCAACUGAAGUUGUUAUAACAACAGUCAAUUGCGUAUUUAUCAUCACCUGCAUUGUUGGCAACUGCUUCCUUUGUGCUGUUGUGUUGAAAAAUCAGGAAAUGAGGUAAAAAGAAGUAGUGCUUGUUAAUCUAAACCUAACUCGCAAUGAUAUAGGGGCGCAAUGAUGUCGUACACCGCUGCAUACUCUAUCGUUGUGCACAAUACCCAGGCGAAGCAUGGGCCAUAAAUCGUAGGAGAACAACGAGGUUUUGUCUUCACAGUAUCGACCGACUCAACCGAAGCGGAUGUCACAGGGAACGGGGAACGGGGAGCGGGGAAAGAGAAUGGGAAACGGGAAAAUGAGAAAUGGGAACAGUGACUUCAUUUCCAAUUCGCUGCUUUGUUCCUAUUUUUUCAAUUUCCCGUUCUCCGUGCUUGUUCUUCGACCCCAAGUUCCUCGUUUUAGUAACAUCCCAAACAAAGGUUAAUACAAUGUUAUCUCUGGGCUUUCUUUCUUUGGAACAAAAAAUAUGCCGGUGUUUGACAAAGGUCUUUACAGAGGCUUUGUAGAGAAGCACAAGUGAAGGAAGAGGAUAGAUCUUGCAUUUAAACUUUGGUCCGUGAAGUAAGUCACGAACCUAACAUUGACCAACCACAGAAAGAGAAACUGCCUCAGCCAUAUAAUAAAAUAACAUUGCAUUGUGUGCUUAUUUACUUAGAUAAUUUAGACUCAUUAUCCAUAUAUAGUGUCGAAUUAUCCGUCUCCCUUCGAACCAAUCAUGUAACGAAAUUGUGCUUCGGCCACCGUUUUCCACAGGACACCCGUCAACUAUCUACUUGUGAACCUGGCAGCAGCUGAUAUUUGUUACGCCACAUUCAUUAUACCGACGAUUAUCUUAAGCCAUAAUGUUGGCCAUCCAGAAGGCGUUACUGGAACAGUUUUGUGUACGAUUAUUACCGGAGGGAACUUAGCGUGGAUUGGCGGACAUGCCUCAAUGGCUACCUUGCUCGUUAUUGCCGUUGAACGAUACUUGGCCGUGAUACAUCCCCAUGGGAAUAAAGGAAAACUCACGUUUCGGAGAUUGAAGGUUUGUUAG
Molecule: messenger RNA, 1086 nt
Organism: Porites evermanni
Lineage: Eukaryota; Metazoa; Cnidaria; Anthozoa; Scleractinia; Poritidae
Source: the annotation of a GenBank genome assembly